Messenger RNA from Carica papaya (papaya), 788 nucleotides. The record is from RefSeq and is a predicted model, not a curated record. NCBI's taxonomy places the organism in Eukaryota, Viridiplantae, Streptophyta, Magnoliopsida, Brassicales, Caricaceae.
AUCUUGUUGGAUAUUUUGUCCUUUCUAUUUCAAUUUUUUAUUUUUUUAUUUUUCUUUUCUUUGAAUGCAGUUCAUUUCAAUUUAGGCUAGUGGCGACCUCUCAAUUGUUUGUGAGAGAUCCUUAUAUUUUAAAGAGGGUGAUAAUCAAGCAAGAAUGGCGUGGAGGCAGAUCAUACAGCACGUGAGGGAGACAAUUAACCGACCCUGUUCAACUCCUGGGUCCUCUAGAUUCUUCUCCAAAUCUACUGCAUAUGUUGUCAAGGUUGGGAUUCCGGAGUUUCUGAGUGGAAUAGGGAAAGGGGUUGAAACCCAUGUGACUAAGCUUGAAUCUGAGAUAGGUGACUUUCAGAAAUUGCUCGUUACUCGCACACUUAGGCUCAAGAAACUUGGCAUCCCUUGCAAACACUGGCCAAGUCACUACGGAAACUGGGGAUUGAACUGCUGUGAUUCUGGAUUAAGGAAAUUAAUACUGAAACACACCCACAAAUAUAGGUUAGGACUUUGGAGGCCGAGAGCUGAUUCCGUUAAAGCCUGAGUAGUUUCCGACUUGGUGUGAUCUUCUGAGAAAUAUCACUCCCAACUUUUGUGUAAUGCAAAUGAUGCUUCCUAGUAGUUGUACCUGAAACAGGUGAGACUUAUAGAGUUUUGGUCUUCAAUCUUAGAGUCUCUUAUCAUGCUACGAAAAUCAAUGGCUAAGAUUUGAUCCUGAUUUCUGAUUUUUUCAUAUCAUUAGAUGGUUACUAUGUGAUUAAUUUAGUGGAGCCUGAAAACUUUGGUUGAAAAUUUCA